AUGGCUGUCGGCCCGUUUGGUGAGGCCUGCAAGGUCGCCGCUGCUGGGUCUUCCCUAGUACUGAGGGCGUGUGCAUGGGUCUUCCUCAGAUGGAUACCAGGUCAUCACUUCCCCCCCCUCAUCCUCGCCGCCUUCGCCGUCUUCGUGCCAGCCUUUUACUUCACAUCACAGUACAUCUCACCUUGGAAAGUGAUCGCAGACGAGGUCAAGAUCCAGACGCGACCUACACUGCCAGACGAUGUUGUGGACGUUGAUGCGCGCUAUGCCGAUGGCCAUGUCAUCACGCCUGGUGAAGAGUUGGUGGUAGAAGAGGACAUCGAGCUCGAAGAGGAGGACCCGCAGAUCUUCAAGACUCUGGCGACUGGCCUGCCGAGCUCUGCGAGCACAUUCUGGAGCGCCAUCACGUUCUUAAUCAAUGCUGCUCUCGUGGCUAUGACCAUUGACUUGGUCUAUCGUGCCAAGACAUUUUAUCCUCAGCACGAUCUGUCCAUGGCAAGAGUUGGCUUCGUGUCUGACUCUUCAGUGAAGCUGCUGGUCAGAGAGCCCGAUGCAACCAAGUUUCCAGUCUUUGCGUCGUACAGAUAUGCAGACCCGCCUCUGAAAAGUAGCCUUGGGGGCAUGCUACCAGACACUGCCUGGAGAUCGGCAGGUCAGCUGGACUGGCUGGAUAACAAGACAGACUUCACCGGGGCGUUCGAGCUGAAAUCAUUGAAGCCGGAUACACGAUACCAGUGGGUCGUGAGCAACAACCACAGCGGUCACUUCACCACAGCACCAAAGACGGGACAGAUUUCAGCUCGUGCCGAGAACAACGACCAGUUCACUUUCGUGCACUCUUCGUGUAUCAAGCUGAACUUUCCGUACAGUGCGUUCGAACAUCCUCUCUCAGCCCCAGGGUUGCGGCAUCUUGCCAGAGCUUUGAAGGAGGUGAAAGCUCAGUUCAUGCUCUUCCUCGGCGACUUCAUCUACAUUGACGUCCCACAUCGGCACGGCAUAACCCUCGAAGACUACCGGCGGGAGUAUCGCCAAGUUUACUCAAGCCCCGACUGGCCCGCUGUGUCAGAGGACCUACCAUGGAUCCACGUCUACGACGAUCACGAGAUUCAGAACGACUGGUCCGGGAACACAACUGAUGUCUUCCUCGCCGCAAACGACCCGUACGAGCACUACCAUACCUCGGUCAAUCCUCCAGCGCACCGCAAAGGCGAGACCUACUUCUCAUUCACUCAAGGUCCAGCAACGUUCUUCAUGCUCGACACGCGCCGCUAUCGAUCUCCCAAUGAUGCUACCAACGGCUCAGACCCUAUCACAGGCGAAGCAACCAAGACCAUGCUUGGCGCUCAGCAACUCGCUGAUCUUCUCCAUUGGCUCGCACGCCCUGAACCAGCGGGCGUCAAAUGGAAGAUUGUCGUCUCGAGCGUUCCAUUCACCAAGAAUUGGUGGUUUGGCGCUCAGGAUACCUGGAGGGGCUACCUCGGCGAGAGGCAGGUGAUUCUUGAAGCAAUGUGGGAUGUCGGCCUUCGCGGCGGCGUAGGAGUCAUUGUUCUCUCCGGCGACAGACAUGAAUUCGCAGCAACAUCAUUCCCGCCACCACCAGAAGGAAAAGAAGAGAUCGUCGGUCUAGGCCUGACCGGCGUCGGUGCGAAGCAUGGCACAGUUCUCAAGCCGCGAGAUGAUCCAGCUAUCAAGACACGGCGCAAGAAAUGGCCACUCAGCGCGACUGUUCAUGAGUUCUCGGUCUCUCCGCUGAACAUGUUCUACCUUCCCAUUAGGACGUACUCGGAGCAGACGACGAGUGAGGAUUACGUGAGCGACGUAUGUAUCAAGUAUCUUCCAGAUGGGAACAGUAAAUUUGGCGCUGUCAGUAUCUCGAAUCCAUGGAGUAGUGAUCAGUCGGUGCUCCACUAUAAAAUGUUCGUGGAUGGGAAGGAGACGUGGAGUUAUACGUUGACUACGCCACCGAACGUUAGAGCCGGAGGACAUGCGAAAGAUGCGACCUGGGGAUGA
Messenger RNA from Fulvia fulva, 2007 nucleotides. RefSeq names its product Alkaline phosphatase D. The coding region runs from base 1 to 2007 and encodes 668 amino acids. The record is from RefSeq and is a predicted model, not a curated record. The transcript has 3 exons. Lineage: Eukaryota; Fungi; Ascomycota; Dothideomycetes; Mycosphaerellales; Mycosphaerellaceae.